ACCGGCUCAGGGUUGACUCAGCCUUCCAUCCUUCCGAGGCACUAAAUGUGGCAGCACUGAAGCUCCAAUGGAAGAGAUGGCUUCCAGGGUUGACACAUCAGAUUUUAAAAGGAAGAUGGAAAGCAGCUUGGGUUAUGAAGAUGAUAAAGAGCCUGGAAAUCAAGCCUUGCUGCUUCAGGGUUCUGUCCUAUACUCCUUCCGCAUUUUUAAUAUCUCCAUCAAACCACUGGUCAUUCACUAUGAACUGUUUGCAAAACCGACCACGGAGUCCACGGCCUUCUUCCUCCCCCGCUCCCUCCCCCACUUAGGAAAUCCCUCGUUGUCCUGGCGCCGCUCAUUCUGCAGACUCCAUUUCCAUAUCAUCUCUGACCGAAGGGAAGCUAAACCGCUUGAAAAGCCCGCCUCGUCCACGACCCCCCCCCCCACCCCGCCCGCCAACGCGCGUCCUCCACCGGGCAUGCGCAGUGUCUUUCUAAGCCGGCGUCGUUAAAUAUCGCGAGAUCGAAUGCGCUCGGCGCGGGCUUUAAGCCUAAGAUUCAAACACAGGUUCGUCGGGGUUGUUGCGUGUCUUAGUCAAAGGCGAAACAGGUAGAGGAUCGUAGAGUAGAAAUGGAACGUAAUCUAAUUAGCAUGAAAGUAAAAUAUCAGUCAUUGCAAGAACAGCAUAAUUUCACCAGAAAACAGUUGCAAAUACUCGAGGAAGCCUGUGAGAUGAAUCGAGAUCUGCAAGUUCAACAUGACCAUGCACUACAGCAGGCCCAGGAUUUUCCCAGUCAAGGCAAUUCUCUAUUUGCUGAGGUAGAGGAUCAUGGAGUAGAAAUGGAACGUAAUCUAAUUAGCAUGAAAGUAAAAUAUCAGUCAUUGCAAAAACAGCAUAAUUUCACCAGAGAACAGUUGCGAAGAGUCGAGCUGCAGAUAGCUGCAGAUCUUCGAAGAAUGAUAGGUUCACAGGGAGAACAUGACCAGCUGGACCCUUUACCCAACAUGCUUCAACAAAGAAAUGGUGAAAUAGAAGAAAUGAAAGUGAAACAAUUAGAAAAACCAAUGUAAAGAGAAAGAAAAUUUGAAUUAUGAAUUAUCUUUACAGCGGAUGAAAGCUUUAUUUGAAAGUCAGAGAGUCUUGGAGAUGGAGCGAAAGCUUUUUGUAACUGAAAAGCAACUUAAAGCUUGUCAGAGUGAGAACACCAGGUCAGUGCAAAGACAAUCAUCACAGACCUGCAUCUCUACUGCUCAUGCUUUUUGUUUGUUUGGUUUUUUAAUGUUUUUUAUUGUCAUUUAUAGGCCGCCCUUUUCCCUGAGGGGAC
Molecule: messenger RNA, 1304 nt
Organism: Thamnophis elegans (Western terrestrial garter snake)
Lineage: Eukaryota; Metazoa; Chordata; Lepidosauria; Squamata; Natricidae
Product: protein Spindly-A-like
Exons: 9
Coding region: 610-1050 (146 amino acids)
Biological process (GO): protein localization to kinetochore; establishment of mitotic spindle orientation; mitotic metaphase chromosome alignment
Cellular component (GO): spindle pole; outer kinetochore
Molecular function (GO): kinetochore binding
Source: RefSeq, a predicted model, not a curated record